UUGGUUUUUUUUACCUUCAUGGGUUAACAGUAUUCUCCCAGUAAAUAGAAAAAUCUUUGCAGAUUUUCAUUUUGGAUUUGUUUUAUUACGGGCUGUGAUUUGAAAUGUGCCUUUUUACGAGUCAAAUGGGAGCUCCUGAAUGCAACAUUUUUACAGCUCUGAUUAAUGAAGGCAGCACUGUGAAGGUUAAAUACAAUACAUCAGCAGUUCCGGUUAUCGUCUGCAAAACAAAACUAGACAAAUAAACUAAUAAAUGUUUCAGUGUGACAUUAAACAAUGGGUAGAUGAAGAGGUUUGUAGUGAUUACACAUUUAAAAAAUGCAAUUUCAUUUAUAGAUACCGUUAUGAGGACAAGGUUUUACAAAAAUGUUCAUUUAGUAUGUUCGAAUUGUGCUUUUAUUUUUUUGGGUCGAUCGCCAGAUUUCCGUCAGUAUUCGGCUAUCUCCGGAGAGUUUGACGAAGCGGAGAGUCCAAUGGAAGCCUUCGUCUCAACCCGGGGGAAACAAUCAAGUCCGAUUUAGCUCAAAAAUAUCAGCCGAUAUCUUCUCAUGGGAUUAUAAACUACAUAUUUCUGGAACAGUCGGCGUCUUCGGUUUUCACCGUUGUGUUUUAAACCCGCCGAUUUUCCGUUAACGGCUCCCGUUCGGCCUUGUUUAUACUGAGCAGGCAGCUCGGGUCGGCAGCAGGCCCGGUGGCUCCGGUGCAGCGAGUUUAACGGCCGCUUCGGGUCCGGAGAGAGUUUGUGCGGAUCGGCCCUUUAGCUCACCAAAGAAUAUGACCCAGAUGCAACAAUGACAUCCAGAUUUGGUAAAACCUACAGCCGUAAGGGAGGAGAGGGCACGUCCAAGUUCGACGAGGUUCUGUCCACCAAGAGAGGCACCCUCAGCACCAAAUGGGGGGCCACCACCUACAAGGCUAAGGUGGGCUCCAAGCGUGCCGGUGUGCCCAAAAACGACUCUGUCCUGGAGGUUUACAAGAGACCCCGUCCGUGCGGAGACGGCCUGGAGGAUCCGUUCGGAUUCGACAGUGAUGAGGAGUCAAAGCCGGUGACGUCUCGCAGCGGAAACAAGCCGUCGCCCGCCAAGCCGGCCUCUGCAGAGCCUCCACAGGCGGAAAGGCCCGGUGUUUCUCUGGACACGGGGAGCAGGUCCAGCAUCCAGGGGGGGUCUUUGACGGCCACUCGCGGGUCAUCAUGGCUGCCCAGUGACACGGCCCGGUUCUUCAACAGCAGCAGUGCUAUCACAGGAAAGUCCCAGGCGAGCUCGGUGCCGUCAGAUAACCAGCACAGCUACUCCUGGUACCAAAACGCUUCAGAGAGCGAUAAGAAGCCGCUGGCGCAGACCACUGCCCUGAAGACAGGGUCCAAGGCAGAGUCCACCUAUGACUCCUGGGACGCCAUCAUGGGUCUUCGUCCGCCCUCACCCAGCCAGGAACCUCGUAACCCCGCCCCCACGCUCUCCUGGGCUACAGCGGGAGUCACUGCGGGCAGGUUAGACCUCGGGAGGAGCCGGCACGAGAAGCCCCCCUCUCCCCCUCGGCUCCAGAGCCCCAGCGAGAGCGAGGACCUCGGAGGGGACACAGACUUCUUAGUGGAGACGUCAGACUACUCCCAGACCUCCUCCCAGACCUCCUCCUCCUCCUCCUCCUCCUCCUCCUCCUCCUCCUCACUUGUAAGAAACUCGAACUGUCGGACUUACAGGAGGCCCAACAAACAGGGCAAAGCCUCAGACUCUAGCGGCUUCACCUGCGCUUCUGCCACAGAUCUCCCCAAAUCCACAUCUGACAGCAGUAAUAAGACGACAGGUGGAGGAGGGGGACGGGGCAGGACGAGAGACUACACGGUGCUGCACCCGUCCUCUGUGUCCAAGUGUAACGUCACCAUCCAGGACAGAGGCGUGGAGGAGUUCAGCACUGAUGCAGCACCCUCAGGUGGGAGCGGCGGCGCCGGGUCCGGCAGCUCUGCAGAGCUGGGAGAGGUGGGAUGGCAGCGCAAGAAGACGGAACAACAAAACACAAGGUUCAAACAAAGCCAGACAAAGUCGAAGAAGGACAGCAAGCUGGAGCUGUUCGGCUUUGAAGACGCCGACGCCCAUCAGGAUGAGAACAGCACCGACAGCGCAGACGGACGAUCCAGCUACAAGAUCCAGUACUUCGGCUUUGACGACAUGAGCGACAGUGACGGCGCAGACGACGAUGACGACAGCGCUAAAGAGAGGAGGAGGAGGGUCAAGAAGGCCACGGCCGCCAAGAAAAGCCCGGCAGUGGUCAAUGACGAAGAAACUGUGACCGACGAACCGCCGGAUCCCUUUGAGAGGCUGGAGAGGCUGGAGAGACCGACAGUCAAGGAGAACAAGAAGAACUCAGAGAGGCAGGAGAGCAGGAUACGAACAGACAUCCUGGACUUCUCAGAGGACAGCCUCAGAGUGUUGGCUGGAGUAACCAGGAGGCCGCCGCCGGGCAAACCGGCCGAGAAGAACCCGGACACCUUCAGGAGGAUCUUCAGCGCGCAUAAGAAGUCUCCCACCAAAGCUGUGUACAACGCCCGACACUGGACGGUGGACAGUGAAGAGGAGCCGCCUCCGUCUUUCUUCUCACGAUCAGCGGCAGCUCCUGCGCCGGCCUCAGCAGGAGGAUCCAGUAAGGAGCCCUCUGACGCUCAGAAGGACGACGGUGUCUUUAAGGCUCCUCCCCCUCCUCCCAAGGUCACCAAAUGUGUCACCCUGCCCACGGACCUCUACCAGGACGCCGUCACUGCACUCAAAUGUCGCAAAGAGCACAAGGAGCUGUAUACGGUGGUCCAGCAUGUGAAGCACUUCAAUGACGUGGUGGAGUUUGGAGAGAACCAGGAGUUCACUGAUGACUUUGAGUAUCUGGCUACUGGUCUGAAGAGUGGACAGCCUCUCAACACACGCUGCCUUAGUGUGAUCAGCCUGGCUACGCGCUGUGCCAUGCCCAGUUUCAGGAUGCACCUCAGGGCCCGAGGGAAGGUGGCGCAGGUCUUUAAAACGCUCAACGAUGCCCCACAACACCCGAAUCUGGCUCUGUGCACGGCAUCUCUGAUGUACAUCCUCAGCAGAGACCGGCUCAACAUGGACCUCGACCGCUCGUGUCUGGACCUGAUGAUCAGGCUGCUGGAGCUGGACCAGGACCAGGGUGGCGGGGCCGGGACGGGGACAGACCCCACGACUCAGUUCAGCGCCAGAGAAAUCGCCAAGAUGAAGGAGAAGAUCAGGAAGCUCUGCGACACCGUGCACAACAAGCACCUGGACCUGCAGAACAUCACGACGGGUCACUUAGCCAUGGAGACAUUAUUGUCUCUGACCUCAAAGCGAGCAGGGGACUGGUUCAAAGAGGAGCUGCGGCUCCUGGGAGGACUGGACCACAUAGUGGAUAAAGUCAAGGAGUGUGUGGAUAACUUGAACCAGGAGGACGAGAAGGAGAAGAUGAUGUCGUCUCUGUGGGGAGCGGAGCGGUGUUUACGGGUGCUGGAGAGCGUGACGGUCCACAACCCAGAGAACCAGAGCUACCUGAUCGCCUACAAAGACUCAUCACUCAUCAUCUCCUCUGCAAAGUGA
Plectropomus leopardus (leopard coralgrouper) is the source of this 3575-nucleotide messenger RNA. NCBI's taxonomy places the organism in Eukaryota, Metazoa, Chordata, Actinopteri, Perciformes, Serranidae. The record is from RefSeq and is a predicted model, not a curated record.